CGCCUCGCGGCGGGCGCCGGCGGUGCGCCUGGUGGCGGGGACCCCCCGGGGGAGCCCCGAUGCCGAGCCCGCAGCUGCUGGUGCUGUUCGGCAGCCAGACAGGCACGGCCCAGGAUGUGGCGGAGAGGCUGGGCCGCGAGGCCCGGCGCCGGAGGCUCGGCUGCCGCGUGCAGGCCCUGGACUCCUACGCGGUGGCGAACCUGAUCAACGAGCCCCUGGUGAUAUUUGUGUGUGCAACUGCAGGCCAGGGAGACCCCCCGGACAACAUGAAGAACUUCUGGAGGUUCAUCUUCCGGAAGCGCCUGCCGCCCACCUCCCUCUGCCAGAUGGACUUCGCCGUCCUGGGCCUUGGGGACUCCUCCUACGCCAAGUUCAACUUCGUGGCCAAGAAGCUGUACCGCCGCCUGCUGCAGCUGGGUGGCAGCGCGCUGCUGCCCGCCUGCUUGGGCGAUGACCAGCACGAGCUGGGGCCUGACGCCGCCAUCGACCCCUGGCUGGAGAGCCUGUGGGAGAAGGUACUGGGGCUGCACCCCGUGCCCCCCGGCCUCGCCGUGAUUCCCCCGGGAGUCCCCCUGCCCUCCAAGUUCACCUUGCAGUUCCUUCAGGAGGGCUCCAGCGUGAGCUCGGAGGAGCCACGCGAGGCUGGUGCUGACCCUCAGGGACCGCCCACAGAGCUGCGGCCCUUCCUGGCGCCCAUGGUCACCAACCAGAGGGUCACCGGCCCCUCGCACUUCCAGGACGUCCGGCUGAUAGAGUUUGACAUCACGGGCUCUGGCAUCAGCUUCACUGCUGGUGACGUGGUGCUGAUCCAGCCCUCCAACACCGCCGACCACGUCCAGCGGUUCUGCCAGGUGCUGGGCCUGGACCCCAACCAGCGCUUCUGGCUGCGGCCGCAGGAGCCAGGUACCCCCGGCCUGGAGGGGCUGCCCCAGCCCUGCUCCAUUCGGCACCUGGUGUCGCGGUACCUGGACAUCGCCAGCGUGCCCCGCCGCUCCUUCUUCGAGCUCCUGGCCUGUCUGUCCCCGCACGAGCUGGAGCGGGAGAAGCUGCAGGAGUUCUCGUCGGCUUCCGGCCAGGAGGAGCGCCACGAGUACUGCUCCCGGCCCCGCCGCACCAUCCUGGAGGUGCUGUGUGACUUCCCCCACACCGCGGGCGCCAUCCCCCCAGACUACCUGCUGGACCUCAUCCCCCUGAUCCGCCCUCGCCCCUUCUCCAUCGCCUCCUCGCUGCUGGUGCACCCGGCACGGCUGCAGAUCCUGGUGGCCGUGGUGCAGUACCGGACCCGCCUCAAGGAGCCGCGCCGGGGCCUCUGCUCCUCCUGGCUGGCGUCCCUGGACCCUGGACAAGGACCUGUGCAGGUGCCCCUGUGGGUGCGGCCUGGCAGCCUGGCCUUCCCAGAGACGGCAGACACGCCUGUGGUCAUGGUGGGGCCUGGCACCGGUGUGGCCCCGUUCCGGGCAGCUGUCCAGGAGCGCGUGGCCCAGGGCCGCACGGGGAACUACUUGUUUUUUGGCUGCCGCCUGAGGGACCAGGACUUCUACUGGGAGGCUGAGUGGCGGCUCUUGGAGAAGAGGGGCUGCCUGACCUUGGUCACCGCCUUCUCCCGGGAGCAGGAGCACAAAGUGUACGUGCAGCACCGGCUCCGGGAGUUGGGGCCCCUGGUGUGGGAGCUGCUGGACCGCCAGGGGGCCUGCUUCUACCUGGCAGGCAAUGCCAAGCACCUGCCGACAGAGGUCUCCGAGGCCCUGGCCGCCAUCUUCCAGGAGCAGGGCGGGCUCUCCGGCCCGGAGGCUGCCGCCUACCUUGCCAGGCUCCAGGCGACGCUGCGCUUCCAGACUGAGACCUGGGCCUGACCUGCUGCCCCCCCCCACCUCCAGAGCCGCUCCCUGGCCCCGUCGGACCCCAGUCCUUGUCACACUGCCGGUCAGGACGCCCCGGUUGUCCCCGCCUGCCCCUCCCCUCAGCCACAGCCCUGUCUACGUCCCCUGCCCGUCACCCUGCACGGGAACGGGGACCCGGGGGCACCCGAUGGCUCGGGCCCAGCAGCCCCACCACCGCCCCUGCCUCCUGCCAGCCCUGUCAGCCUGCAGGGACGCUGCCACCCCAGUCUCCCUGCGACACCACAGGGCUGGGGCUCAGUGCAGGCCCCCAGCCUCCUGAGGGACAGCGGGAGGAGGCUGGCCAGCCCCCCCCCCCCGACGGCAGGGCCAGGGCAGUAAACCGCAGCCUCUGACCACUGCCACGUGCGCUGUCUCCCUUCUUCCUGCUCAGCUUGGGCCACGGGGGGGUGUGCACACGUGGGUGCCUGUGGGUGUGUGUAUGUGCCUCUGGCCUCUGGGUGCACAUGUGCCUGUGAGUGUAUGCGUGUGCCUCUGGGUGUGCAUAUGUGCCAGUGGGUGUCUGUGGGUGCCCGCGGGUGCCUGUGGGAGUGCGUAUGUGCCUCUGGCCUCUGGGUGCACAUGUGUGCCUGUGGGUGUAUGCGUGUGCCUGUGGGUACAUGUAUGUGCCUCUGGCCUCUGGGUGCACAUGUGUGCCUCUGGGUGUAUGCGUGUGCCUGUGGGUACACGUAUGUGCCUCUGGGUGUAUGUGUGUGCCUGUGGGUACACGGAUGUGCCAGCGUGUGCCUGUGGGUACACAUGUGCCCACGUGUGCCUUGCUGGGCUGCCUGCGCCAGAGGUGUUGCUGGAGCCUGGGUGCCUGAUUGCAGUGCCCAGGGGCUCCAGCAGGUCUGCCCUCCUCUGAUGGCCCAGCAGGAAGCGGCUCAGGGGGCCCAGGCUACUCCCCAGCCGGCUCUGCCCACGGAGCUUGGGGAGUGGUGC
Lepus europaeus (European hare) is the source of this 2819-nucleotide messenger RNA. It is a transcript of the gene NDOR1, whose product is annotated as NADPH dependent diflavin oxidoreductase 1. Gene Ontology annotation, cellular component: cytosol. The coding region runs from base 60 to 1853 and encodes 597 amino acids. NCBI's taxonomy places the organism in Eukaryota, Metazoa, Chordata, Mammalia, Lagomorpha, Leporidae. The transcript has 14 exons. Gene Ontology annotation, molecular function: FMN binding; flavin adenine dinucleotide binding; NADPH-hemoprotein reductase activity. The record is from RefSeq and is a predicted model, not a curated record.